UCUUUACUCGCAUUCCUCUCCGCUGGACCAUUUCUACCCUUUACCUAUCUGUUCGUCCGCACGAUAUGUGACAAAAUACAUGUUUGAGACUCAAGAGAUUAAAGGACAGAACAAAUGUAUAAAACGAGCUGCGUAAUCGUCAGCGAGAUGCCCCUCGGAACAACAUUGAAAACUAAUUUUUAAAAAGACAGAACAUCGAUGUUCGGGUCCAUCGGAAAAGAUCGCUCAAGAGAGCGAUCUAAUAUCGCCGGUCAUUCGUUCCGUGUACGUGUGCUGCGAAACAGAACGAGAUAGACAGUGUUUUUUUGCGUUUAACGGAGAACCGAGUUUUUCCCAGGUAUACACAUCUCUCCCCAUGGACAGAAUCGCGAUGGAUUUCCCAUGAUUCCCACUGAGACGUACGUAAUGCCCGCCGAUUUUUCGUGAUCGCCUUCGUAAACUUGGAGAAAGCAAUGUAACUUGUGACGGAACAUAAUAUCAAGAUUUUUGUUAAUGCCGCGAAAUUAUUCUUCACCAGUGUUUCACGUAAGGGCUCCCUCGGGAAGGUGAAUGACUCGCUUUUCGAUCGUAACACUGUUUUUCGGACAAUUAAGUCUAUUGUUAGUGCGGUAAUAGAAGUAUAAUGAACGUAUUAUGAUAGAAUAUAAGACUAUCAACAGGAGAACUUAUUGUUCUCAUUAGCGCAUCGAGUGAGUCGCGGAAGAUCAGAAACGGGACUUUGCGGACCACCCUGUACUCGCCUAAGUGCUUCGUGUCCCUGGCUAACUAACGGAAGACAAAUUGCAAUCAUUGCGAGAGUGUCUCCUUAAACACGAAGCCGGCCAACAUCUAACCGGCGACAUGACCCUUUCGCGGACAGUACACGGAGCGAAAACCUGAGCGGCAGAGAUCGUGUGGAUAUUGUCAAUGGGAACGACCAUGUCCGGGGACGCGAACCAAGCGCUGAUCGACGAUUGGAAUCUGACGGCCGGUUUCGAUCGGGAGCGCGCCGGAGAAUUGGAGAACGUCACCGACGAGCUCUAUCCCUUGGAUUACAUCAACGUCACAUCGCUGCCGGACGUCAAUACGACGGAGCAGAUUGACUCGUUUUACUUCUACGAGACGGAGCAAUUUGCGGUACUAUGGCUACUAUUUGCGGUGAUUGUCGCCGGUAACACCGCAGUCCUCGCUGGACUUUUACUGGGUAAACGUAGAAAAUCUCGAAUGAAUUUCUUCAUCAUGCAACUUGCAUUUGCUGAUCUACUGGUCGGCCUAAUAUCCGUAUUAACGGAUAUAAUCUGGAGAACGACUGUCGCGUGGUACGCGGGUAACAUAGCUUGCAAACUGAUAAGGUUUAUGCAGGCUGUAGUAACCUAUAGCUCGACCUACGUCCUCGUGGCUCUAUCAAUCGACAGAUAUGACGCCAUUACCCGUCCGAUGAACUUCUCCGGCAGCUGGCGGAGGGCUCGAGCUUUGGUGAUUAUUGCUUGGGCGCUGUCAGCAUUCUUCAGCAUGCCGAUCUUAUUCCUGUACGAGGAGAAACGAAUACAGGAUACGACGCAAUGUUGGAUCGAUUUGGGCCCGAUUCAAUGGAAGAUUUACAUGAGCCUGGUGAGCUUCAGCCUCUUUAUAGCGCCCACCCUAAUAAUAGGAGGCUGUUACACGGUCAUCGUGGUCACGAUAUGGUCGCAAGGAGCGGCGCUACGUCAGGGACCUACCAGAGAUACUCGGAGAGCGUCCUCGAGGGGACUCAUUCCCAGGGCGAAAAUCAAGACCGUAAAAAUGACCUUCGUCAUAGUAUUCGUAUUUAUCCUUUGCUGGAGUCCGUACAUAGUCUUCGACCUCCUUCAAGUUUACGGACAUGUGCCAAAGACUCAGACGAAUAUCGCAGUCGCUACCUUCAUACAAAGUUUGACACCGCUCAAUUCGGCCGCUAAUCCAAUCAUCUAUUGCCUCUUCAGCACCCCUUUCUGCAAAACCGUACGGAACAUGCAGGCAAUCUCCUGGAUUUCGGGAUGGUGCCCGACGAAUUCGCAUCCUUGCUUCGGCACCGGGGCGACGAAUAACAGCACGAGAACGACCGUGACAACGUCUUUGACGGCCCAGUCCUCCCGCAGAAGCGGACAUUUCACUAUGUUGCACUCUACGUCGCGAAAGCGCGUCAUGGUUUCCUUGGUUUAAAGAUCGUCAUUUUCGAAAAGGCGAUCGCAUUGAUUUCUUCGCAAGUUGACAUUCUAGAUCGUUAUUCGCAGCGGACUUGGCAGAUAUUUCGCUUCUACGGGCGACUAAAUCAAUUAUUACAGAGAAAAUGUCAACUCAAAUUCAACUUCCUUGCGAAUAACUCAGAAAGACCAAUAACUUGUUCGCCGGAGAGCUCUAUUUCAAAAGUAAGUACAUCCAAGUCGGAUUUCCCUUUCCAUCAACCACCAAAGUAAUAGUUACAUAACGUCGAUGUUACGUAACGAUUUGGUGUUUGCUGGGUCAUAACAGCUUUGUAAAAAAAAAAUCGAAUAAGUUAUUGCAAGAGUUUUCUAUUGAAAGGCUUUCGCUUUUGUGAUAUAUGCUUUAACGUAUCGCUUUUGCACAUAUCUCUCCCGCAAAGACCGAUUUUCAAGGAAUGCAGAGAUCUGUGUACUUUCAUUGCAAUAAUGCACGACUAUCAACUGACAACGUAACUUGACAACGUAACAAGCAUUUUAAUUUAGAAAUAAGAUUAACCCCCUCCUCCGGUUUUCGCCAACGUCACUUAACUUUGAUCUUAGUUUAAUUCAUCCUUUAUCUCUCUCCAAGGGGGACACUUGGAGAAAGACAAAGGAUGAAUUAAACUUGCUAGAUCAAAGUUAAAUGACGUUGGUGAAAACCGGGGUAAAUGAUAAUCCGGUUGAUAAUCUUGAGCUGACGUAACUCUUUAACUCGAUUAUCACACACAAUAAUUUUAUAUUUGUAUACGCGAAGAAUAUAAAUUUCAUGAUUUAAUACUACGAAGUUUAACGUGAUAAUCUCAUUCUCUUUAUUGACAGAAAGUGAAACGAUUGGAAACAGUCUUGUUAUAAUUAUAUCGUAUAUUCCGCCAAUUUGUUUAAAAGCUACCAAUGGUAACAUUUAAUUAAUUGGAAACGAAAUAAAAUUAAAGUAGCAAAUGUCUGUAUUCAUGAAAUUCAACGUCUAUAAUGUUGAAAUAAUAUAUAUCGUACUUCCGAACACGUAUACGGGUAUCUCAGAACUUGUUAUUACUAAAACUUACAUAUAGAAUUUAAUUGAAAAAGACCACUAUCUCACGUCCAUUUUUUGUUCGAGUCGUUAUAUUAAAUUAUAAAUAAAUUACGAAGUUUUUUUAGUUAUUAAUAUGUCUAAUUGUAAGUAGAUUUUGCACCAAUAAAGAAGUUUAAUUUAGAUAAUAGUCGUAGAAAUAUUUCCAAUGUUCA
Vollenhovia emeryi is the source of this 3404-nucleotide messenger RNA. RefSeq names its product cardioacceleratory peptide receptor-like (gene CCAP-R). NCBI's taxonomy places the organism in Eukaryota, Metazoa, Arthropoda, Insecta, Hymenoptera, Formicidae. Gene Ontology annotation, cellular component: membrane. The coding region runs from base 907 to 2160 and encodes 417 amino acids. The record is from RefSeq and is a predicted model, not a curated record. The transcript has 8 exons. Gene Ontology annotation, molecular function: vasopressin receptor activity. Gene Ontology annotation, biological process: G protein-coupled receptor signaling pathway.